AUGGCCGCUGGUCGCCAUUCUUCUGCUUUAUGUGGUCAUCAACAUUUGUCGUCGCCGCCGCUAGCACAGCCAUUGGUUCAGAACAUGCGCUUGGGUUUUAGUUCCGACGGCAACGCUGUUUACAAGCCCAUCUCCGCCGCAACAAACGCCACAGCUGCUACGACGACAACAACAGCAGCAGCAGCAACAUCACCGACUUACCAGCUUGAUGGUGGAAGUGGUGGUGGUGGGGCUGUGAAUGUGAAUGUGAAUAUGGGGAGUAUGACUGGCGGCGAGCAAGCUAAGAGGAAAAGAGGGAGACCCAGAAAGUAUGGCCCAGAUGGCUCUAUGGCUUUGGGUCUCACUCCUACGGCUCAGCUCAUACCUGUAGCUCAGACUCAGUCAAGUGGUGGAGGUGGGUUUUCAUCUCCUCAUCCAGCUCCAACUCCUCCUCCCUCGGCUCCAACAUCGCUUCCUUCUGGAGGAUUAGCGCCACCCACUUCGUUCAAGAAAGCUAGGGGCAGACCGCCUGGUUCUAGUAGCAAGAAGCACCAAUUGGAAGCUUUGGGUACUUAA
This is a messenger RNA of Quercus lobata, 555 nucleotides long. Its product is annotated as AT-hook motif nuclear-localized protein 10-like. The record is from RefSeq and is a predicted model, not a curated record. Lineage: Eukaryota; Viridiplantae; Streptophyta; Magnoliopsida; Fagales; Fagaceae. Gene Ontology annotation, molecular function: DNA binding. The transcript has 2 exons. The coding region runs from base 1 to 555 and encodes 184 amino acids.